CAGAAACGCAUUCGUUCAGAACUCAUACAGAGGUGCCUGUUUGGCAAGCAGAUGAAGAAGUUGAAUCAUGUUUUAUUUGCCAUAAAGAUUUCACAUUAUUUUACAGAAGACACCAUUGCCGUAAAUGCGGUAGAGUUGUUUGUGGAACAUGCUCUUCCACCAUGACAAGCUAUGAACCUGGAACAUACGUCGUGAGCCCUCAAAGUCAAGUAUUCAUGCAAUCGCCACAUGUGCCACAUAGAACCUGUGAUGUAUGCGUGGAACAGAUGGCUAUGGAAAAUAGUUUGAGAGAUAGUGUCAUUACUGCUAGCUCACCAAUGGAGGUACCACCUAGAAAUCAAGUCAAAGAUGUUUCAAUGCAAAGAACAGUUGGUGUUAAUGAACCAGAUGAUGAUAUAGAACAAGAAAGAGAGCACUGCCCUAUUUGUAACACGAACUUGAGUGGUCAAACUGAGCUACAGAGAGAGGAACAUAUCAAUUCUUGUUUGAUAAAUGCAGAAUUUUCAGGCUCGCCAGAACAAUUUAGAAGUAAUAGAAUGUUGGUGUAUCAUAUUCCAUUUCCAGACCCCAAGAAAGUUGUUGUUUCGUGUUCUGAUGCUUCAACGUCAACCCUGCAUCAACAAUCACAAUCAAAUGUUGAUGAAAAGUUUCCAAGAGAUGAUGAGUGUGUUAUUUGCUUAGAAGAGUUGAAACCCGGUGAUAAAGUUGGGCGUCUUGAGUGUCUUUGUGUUUUCCAUUACAAAUGUAUCAAAGGUUGGUUCAAAAGAAAAGGGCCUGGUGAAUGUCCCGUGCAUGCAGUACACCUGUGAUUCAAUGGUUGACGAAAUGAUAAGUUGGUGUUUUUAAUGAUUGAGUUAUGUUGACGAAUGAGUACAUUGAGUAUUUUUUGGUAAUAGGAGUAUAAUGGUUUGUUUUAUUUUUUUGCGUUAUGGGUCGAUCGUUUCAGUACUAUUGUGUUAUCUUAUAUUUUAAAUGUUAUUAUAUGGCUAUGGAAGUUUGCAUUGUGUAUUUGCUUAAUGUUUACUAUAAAUUUAGAUAAAACAUGAUGUAGUUAGUGGUCGCGAAAGCGUUGAUGUUUUAAUCCUUCCAAAAUUCAAAACAAACCUGUUUGCCAAUCACCAAACAACAUCUAAAACUAUCCAAAAAGAUUGAAAAGACACGAUGGAAAACCCACAUGAACAAGUGCAGAAUGCGCUAUUAGCACGUAUCAUCAACAAUGUUG
Hansenula anomala is the source of this 1222-nucleotide messenger RNA. It is a transcript of the gene PIB1, whose product is annotated as phosphatidylinositol-3-phosphate-binding ubiquitin-protein ligase. The transcript has a single exon. Bases 162 to 809 code for a protein of 215 amino acids. NCBI's taxonomy places the organism in Eukaryota, Fungi, Ascomycota, Saccharomycetes, Phaffomycetales, Wickerhamomycetaceae. The record is from RefSeq and is a predicted model, not a curated record.